AUGGUUGUGCAUUGCCACAUGCUUCUGUGUAACCUGGGUACUCUCGCACCGUUUUUGCUGGACGACGUGGUCCUUUUCUUCAGCCGGGAAGAGUGGGAUUUGCUGAAUGAUGCUCAGAAGACACUCUACAGGGACGUGGUGAUGGAAAUCUUGGGAAACCUGGACUUUAUUUUUAUUGCUAAAAGCCUUGACAUUGUCAAUGACAGAGAACCAUUAUCCCCUGAAAGUACAGAGUUGAAAUUCUGGCAUUCCAUGUUAGCAAAAAUGUUAAAACCGAGUGGCAAAGAAGAUCUACAUAACAUUGUAGAGGACCAUUGGAGAAAUGUAACAACAGAGGAACUGUGUGAAGGGAGUGAAGAAAAUCACCCUGACAAACUGUGCAUCAGAUUUCCAAAUUAUUCCGGCAACCAUGCAGACAUAAACCUGUUGAGGGCUGACACUGGUGCAAGUAGCCAUGCAUGUAAGAACGGUGGGAAAGAUUUCUGUACUUUCUCCUCUUUUUGGAAACAUGGAGUAGAUGAACAUGAAACGACAGAAUAUGGUAAUAUCUAUAGGAAUCUUGCCUCUUUAGAUUUUCAAGAAGCAUUUAAUGAUGUAAAUAAGCCUUCCAAUUGUACUGGAAAUGGGAAACACUUUGCUUCUUCUGACCCCCUUACGAGUCCAUCAGACGUCACCGUCAAGAGACAAUCAUAUGGUGUAGAGAAGCCUUAUAAAUGUCCGCUCAUAGUACAUAGAAGAAUUCACACAGGAGAGAGACCUUACAAAUGUCAAGAAUGUGAGAAAGCCUUUGCUGGCCCUAACAGCCUAAAAAGACACAGAAGUAUUCACAAAGUGGAGAGACUUUAUUCACAUAAGGAAUGUGGAGAAACAUUUUCCGAAACAAGUAAGCUAAUAUUACAUAGCAGAACUCACACAGGAGAGAGACCUAACGAAUGUCAAGAAUGUGAGGAAACCUCUUGCGAUCCUAGCAAACUGAAGAGACACGGAAGUAUUCACACAGGAGAGAGACCUUAUUUAUGUAAGGAAUGUGGGGAAAGGUUUUCCAUAUCACGUGAGCUCACUGUACAUCGAAGAAUUCACGCAGGAGAGAGACCUUACAAAUGUCAGGACUGUGAGAAAACAUUUUCCCAGUUAGGUCAGCUCAAGAUACAUAGAAGAAUUCACACAGGAGAGAGACCUUACCAAUGUCAGGACUGUGGGAAAACAUUUUCCCAGUUAGGUCGGCUCAAGGGACAUGAAAGAAUUCACACAGGAGAGAGACCUUACGAAUGUCAGGAAUGUGGGAAAAGAUUCUCACGAUCAGAUAACCUCAGUGUACAUAGAAGAAUUCACACAGCGGAGAGACCUUACAAAUGUAAGGAAUGUGGGAAAGCAUUUGCACAACCAAGACACACUAAGAAGACACGAAAGAAUUCACACCAGAGACCUUACGAAUGUCAGGAAUGUGGGAAAAUAUUUUCCCAAUCAAGUCAGCUCGCAUUACAUAGAAAAAUUCACACAGGAGAGAAACCUUACAAAGAUUUAAGAAUUUGGGAAAACAUUUUUCCAAUCAAGUCAACUCAAUGA
Molecule: messenger RNA, 1566 nt
Organism: Elephantulus edwardii (Cape elephant shrew)
Lineage: Eukaryota; Metazoa; Chordata; Mammalia; Macroscelidea; Macroscelididae
Product: zinc finger protein 420-like
Exons: 6
Coding region: 1-1566 (521 amino acids)
Biological process (GO): negative regulation of transcription by RNA polymerase II
Molecular function (GO): DNA-binding transcription repressor activity, RNA polymerase II-specific
Source: RefSeq, a predicted model, not a curated record